Molecule: messenger RNA, 2289 nt
Organism: Eimeria maxima
Lineage: Eukaryota; Apicomplexa; Conoidasida; Eucoccidiorida; Eimeriidae
Product: leucine zipper-like transcriptional regulator, putative
Exons: 14
Coding region: 1-2289 (762 amino acids)
Cellular component (GO): Golgi apparatus
Molecular function (GO): protein binding
Source: RefSeq, a predicted model, not a curated record
AUGCAAGGCGAAAACCAGCAGCAGCAACCACAGCUGCUGCAGCAGCGGCAAGCGAAGCAGCAGCAGCAGCGCAGCGAGCAGCAGCAACCACAACAACAGAGACAACAGCGGCAGCAGCAGCAGCAACGUCGCGCCUGUGUGUCUCUGCAGCUGAGCUCACUUACCUACAGCCAGCAAGAAGAGUGGAUGCAGGAGGACUGGUUGCAGCCGCAGCAGCAGCAACAACAACAACCACAACAACCACCACAACAACAAGAACAACAACCACAACCACAACAACAACAACAACAACAACACCAACAGCAUGACCACGAGCUGCAGCAGCUGCUUCAACAGCAGCAGCUGCAACAGCAGCAGCAAGACCUGCAGCAUGACAUACACCAUCACCAAGGCACAGAUGCAGCAGCAGGAGGCCCUCCAUUAAAAGCUCGUCUUCCAUGGCCAGCAGCUAACGGCCGCGGUUGGGAGGCAAUCGAGGUUGUGGGCAGCUUGCGUCCAGAGAGACGCAGCGGCGCUGCUUCUUGCGUCUACAAGAAUAGCCUUUUUGUCUUUGGGGGUUAUGGGGGUUUGUCGCGUUUGGGCAACCUCUUCAAGUUCGAUUUUUGCACAUCUCGCUGGCGGGAGAUAAAGGCACCUGGCUGUCCUAGUCCGAGGGAGAGCAACGGAGCGGUGGUUUUGGGGGAAAAGAUGUUUGUCUUUGGUGGUUACUCAGGAACGCACUGGCUUAAUGAUCUACACGCAUUCGAUCUGGGGUUUGAGAGGAGGCUCUACGAGGGUUUAGGUGGAGGAUUGCAGCUAGGUGUUUACUUCGAUGUAGGUCCUGGGGUUUUGAGGUUUUGCUGUCGCUCUGCAGAGAAAGAAGAGUGGACAGAGGUUGCACACUGGGGAAUGAAACCCUCUCCGCGGUUUGGGUACGUGGCUGCUGCGAAUGUAUUAAAACCCUCGAUAUUAUUAUUUGGUGGUUAUGACGGAACAAAUUGGUUAAAUGAUUUAAAUGAGUUCGAUCCUAAAACCCUAAAAUGGACACCCAUAUCGCAAAGGGGUCUUAUACCCUCAGGCCGUAGUUGUCCGGCAUCUGCCAUGCAUGAACAAGGACUUUUCCUUUUUGGUGGCUACAAUGGGGUCGAGCGCCUCAGCGACCUAUUCAGGUUUGACUUGCUCUCGGAAGUAUGGACGGUAAUAACGACAUACAGCGGACUACCAAGGGGGGCCCCCCAACCGGGGCAGUUUUGCUGCUGGGGGCCCCCUGCUGCAUCAGGUGCAGUGGAUGAUGAAGAGGUUGCUGCUGCUGUGCAGCCGCUGAAGCUGCAGCAGAGGCGUAGCCCGAGCAGCAACAGCAACAGAAGCAACAGCAGCAGUAGCAGCGGUUGCGGCUGCAGUGCGCUAGCGUACACAGCCUACAGCAGCAGUAGUAGGAGUAGCAGCGGCAGCAGCAGUAGCAUAUGUUGCAGCAGCAGCAAACACAGCGGAGGACCGGCCGCUCGCUACUUUCAUGCUGCAUGCGCCAAAGACGGGAAACUAUUUGCUUUUGGGGGCUACUCUGGUAGGGAGCGGCUGAACGACUUCUACGAACUUGAUCUCGAGACUUAUGAGUGGCGGUUUAUAGACGGAGGACGGCUGCUGCCCUCAGGGCGAAGUUCAAUGGUUGGUGUAAUUUUUAAGAAUAAUUUUGUGGUUUUCGGUGGCUACGAUGGCCGUGAGGUGUUGAGCGACUUUUACCGCUUUCCAUUGGAUCCUCUUUCUCCUCCCCCCUCAACUUUACUGACUAACCUCCUUUCCUUGCAAGCCCCUACUCCCCUCUCUGACGCUGUCUUUAUUGUAGAGGGGAGGAUUAUGCACUCUUCGAGGGCCCUCCUCGCCUGCAGGUCAGAGCAUUUCCGCGCCCUCUUUUUUGGAGGUCUGAAAGAGGCUAACGACAGGGAGAACAAACCAAUACCAAUCGAAGGCAUUCGGCAUGAAGUGUUUGCGGCGCUGCUUGACUACUUGCACACUGACUGCCUCCCCGCCGGUCUCGCAUGGCCUGUCUUGGUGGAGCUCAUGGUUGCAGCAGAACGGGUUUGCGUCGAGCGGCUGAAGUUGCUUUGCAUUAAACGGCUGAGGGCUGCCAUGUGCCUCCAAUCGGCCGUUCAACUUUUGGCUGCUGCAGAUCACCUCGGCAUAUUUGAGCUUAAGGAACUUUCUCUUGACUUUCUUUCCCUACACGAUAGGGAGAUCCGUUUGAACCCCGACGUCUUGAGGCCCCUUACAAAGGAGCUGCUGCUGCAGCUCUUUGGACAUCGCUGCCGCUGA